AGUAUCAGUCGCAUCGUGUACCGGUUUCCUCGGGCCGGGAAGUAUCGACGUGUUUUGUUCAGGACAAAGAAGAAGUUGAUUUAAUUGACUGUCAGUGAUUUUGGCGCGCCUUCUGUCAGAGAGAGAGAGAGAGAGAGAGAGAGAGAGCCGGAUGCCCACGGAUCCCACAGUGCGUGGUACCGCAGCAAAGAGAGUCAAGGAAGCAUCUGAUGGUGAAGGGACACACGUUUUGAAAGAGUAAACUCUUAGUGCGGUAUAAAAGCGUUUCGUGGCCCGCGCCGUGCCGGUUGACACGGGCCGCAAGUGCCUCAUGGUCUCCGGUUUCCCCGACAGAGGAUUUAUUCGCGCUUCACCCACACGUCACACAGUAUAUAGAGUGAUGCUGGACAUACGAAUGCUGAAAAGUAUGCAGUUACGUGCUUGUUACGUGUCGUGGUUUUGAGUAGCCCUGAGGAAAAGUAAAUAGUCGAGCCCGCGGAGAAAAGAGAAGGAAGGGAGCGCCGCUCGUGAGCUGAAAAAUUAUUACGUAAAACUAGAUAGACAUCCAAGUCGCGAGCGCAGGACUGCAUAAAUUGUUCGCUCUUAUGUAAUAAUUCAACGAGGAUCCCCGAGUACUGUAAACACAAGAAAAGCAACCAUGGCGCAAUUGGAACAGCAGCUACCCAUCCCAAUGCCGGAUUUAAGCACUUUACGUAUCACUACAGCAGUUUCCAUGCUUGGUAAAGCUUAUGGCUGUGGACAAUGCAGUGCUCCUCCACCAGGACCCACGACGAGUACUGCCGUGGGAGCUGCUGGCACAACAGGGAGCAGCGUUGUAGCCCCCAGCUCUUUGGGUCUCGUACCCACACAACAAACACACACGCCUCCUCAGCCCCCGGACCUGCCAAUGUUCGCCUGUCCUCGGAGGCCGAACAUAGGCCGCGAGGGUCGGCCGAUUGGCUUGAGAGCCAAUCAUUUCCAAAUUACAAUGCCUCGCGGUUACGUGCACCAUUAUGAUAUCAAUAUACAGCCUGACAAGUGUCCACGAAAAGUGAACAGAGAAAUUAUAGAAACAAUGGUGCACGCCUACAGCAAGAUAUUUGGAACUCUCAAGCCUGUAUUUGACGGUAGAAAUAAUCUAUACACCAGGGACCCUUUGCCAAUCGGCAAUGACAGAAUAGAAUUAGAGGUCACAUUACCUGGGGAGGGAAAGGACCGAGUUUUCCGAGUGGUGAUCAAAUGGGUAGCCCAGGUAUCGUUGUUUGCUUUGGAAGAAGCUCUUGAAGGACGCACCAGACAAAUUCCUUACGACGCCAUACUCGCGUUAGACGUUGUAAUGAGGCAUUUACCUUCUAUGACUUAUACUCCGGUUGGUAGGUCCUUCUUCAGCAGCCCGGAUGGAUAUUAUCACCCGCUGGGUGGUGGAAGGGAAGUCUGGUUUGGUUUCCAUCAGUCCGUGAGACCGUCACAGUGGAAAAUGAUGCUCAAUAUUGACGUCUCCGCAACUGCGUUCUACAAGGCCCAACCAGUUAUAGAGUUCAUGUGCGAGGUACUCGACAUUCGAGAUAUUAACGAACAAAGAAAACCGCUGACGGACUCACAGAGGGUCAAGUUUACCAAAGAGAUCAAGGGACUCAAGAUUGAAAUUACCCAUUGCGGUACCAUGAGACGAAAGUACAGAGUUUGCAACGUUACCCGCAAACCUGCCCAGAUGCAAUCAUUCCCCUUGCAAUUGGAAAAUGGACAAACGGUCGAAUGCACAGUCGCCAAAUAUUUCUUAGAUAAAUAUAAAAUGAAACUGCGUUAUCCACAUCUUCCGUGCCUUCAAGUCGGACAGGAGCACAAGCACACGUAUCUACCGCUCGAGGUUUGCAACAUCGUAGCCGGGCAACGUUGCAUAAAAAAGCUAACGGACAUGCAGACCUCAACGAUGAUCAAAGCGACAGCGCGUUCCGCUCCGGAUCGGGAGCGCGAGAUCAACAAUCUCGUGAGGCGAGCCGAUUUCAAUAACGAUUCCUAUGUUCAGGAAUUCGGUCUUACCAUUUCGAACAACAUGAUGGAGGUCCGGGGUCGCGUCUUACCUCCGCCAAAACUGCAAUAUGGCGGGCGCGUAAGUUCCCUCAGUGGACAGACAAAGCAACAGGCACUGCCGAACCAGGGCGUCUGGGAUAUGCGUGGCAAGCAAUUCUUCACCGGAGUCGAGAUAAGAGUAUGGGCUAUUGCCUGUUUCGCACCCCAGAGGACGGUCCGCGAGGAUUCCCUUAGGAUGUUUACGACGCAGCUACAAAAGAUCAGUAAUGACGCUGGUAUGCCAAUUAUAGGGCAGCCAUGCUUCUGUAAAUACGCAACCGGGCCCGAUCAGGUCGAGCCCAUGUUCCGGUACCUUAAAUCGACAUUCCAGGCCCUGCAGCUAGUGUGCGUCGUCCUGCCUGGAAAGACUCCGGUCUACGCCGAGGUCAAGAGAGUAGGCGAUACUCUGUUGGGCAUGGCGACACAAUGCGUUCAAGCGAAGAACGUGAACAAAACGUCGCCGCAGACUCUGUCGAAUUUGUGCCUGAAGAUAAACGUGAAGUUGGGCGGUAUAAACAGUAUCCUGGUGCCUAGUAUAAGGCCGAAAGUCUUUAACGAGCCCGUUAUAUUCCUGGGUGCCGAUGUGACGCAUCCUCCAGCCGGAGAUAACAAGAAGCCAAGCAUAGCUGCUGUGGUAGGCAGUAUGGACGCUCAUCCCUCGCGAUAUGCAGCUACGGUCAGGGUGCAGCAGCAUAGACAAGAAAUCAUACAGGAGCUAAGCUCCAUGGUGAGAGAGCUGCUAAUUAUGUUCUAUAAGAGUACAGGUGGUUACAAACCGCACAGAAUAAUUCUAUAUCGCGACGGCGUCUCCGAGGGACAAUUUCUCCAUGUACUUCAGCACGAGCUGACGGCCAUUCGCGAAGCUUGCAUCAAGCUCGAGGCAGAUUACCGACCUGGCAUAACGUUCAUAGUAGUUCAAAAGAGACAUCACACUAGAUUGUUCUGCGCGGACAAAAAGGAACAGAGCGGCAAGAGUGGAAACAUUCCCGCCGGUACCACUGUUGACGUUUGCAUCACGCAUCCCACUGAAUUUGACUUUUAUCUGUGCAGUCAUCAAGGAAUUCAGGGAACCUCGAGACCCUCGCACUAUCAUGUUCUCUGGGAUGACAAUCACUUUGAAAGCGAUGAGCUGCAGUGUCUCACUUAUCAGUUGUGUCACACGUACGUCAGGUGUACGAGGUCUGUCAGUAUACCAGCACCUGCGUACUACGCGCACUUGGUAGCAUUCCGUGCCAGGUAUCAUCUGGUGGAGAAGGAGCACGACAGUGGCGAGGGUUCUCACCAAUCGGGCUGUAGCGAAGACAGAACACCCGGUGCAAUGGCGCGAGCCAUCACAGUGCAUGCAGACACAAAGAGAGUUAUGUAUUUUGCGUAAGGAGCCAUCAUUAACUUCUUGCGUCUUUCAUAACACCGAGGCAAAAUCCCGCGGCAUCUUACACGUUCAUCUUCAUGCGAUUGUCAUAUCUUGGAGUUAAUACGAGAGCUAAGGAGGGCAGAUACGGAAGAGGAUGAAGAAUAAUAACGCAGAAGAGAAAUGAAUUCAUAGGCUACUUAAAAGUGACAUGUCGGACAAUCUUCUUGGGUGGCCAAUUUUUUCUUUAUUCUCUCUGCUAGUUACUCGCACACAUCGCUUUAUGUUAACUUCCACGACGAGGAUCGCUCGCGUUUCCAAUAACGACGACGCGUCGACGAUCCGUGUGAUUAGGAUCUCCUUGGAGCGUUUGCCCUGCAUGCUACUUUUUUUUUUCUUUUUUUUUUCCCCCAGAGCCAUAGCCAAACCAAGUAGAGCCGUAGGUCGAGGGAAUAAGUAUGUUUUAACGAAAGGUGCUUUCAGUUAAUCAUGAAUUUUAGACUAGUAUAAGGGCGUUUAGCAGCUGCAUAAGGUAUCGAGUUGAUGGUACAAUUUUAUGUGAAUUAUUUGGCUGCAGACGCGAAUUACGCUUACUUUACUUUUUUUGUCUUUUUUUUUGGAUCUUCGGGGGUUUAUACACCUCCAAGACAAUUGUAUGAUAUAAAAAGGCAUCGUAGCCGGUCAGACAAUAGAAAUUUGGUCUCGCGCGUAAAUUUUUGACGCUCGUGACUCCUCUUUGUCCGCCUCAUUAUGCAUAGGUUUAUCGUCUAUUGCAUCGCACGAAUCGCACGGUCAUAUACACUGCGUGAUGUCUUGCCAGAGGUAUACUCGUAUACAUAUUAGAAAGAAUUACACAUCCAAUCAUGCAUACAUACCAAAACACUAAGGUCUGUUUUUAGUGAAUAAAAUUAAAAAAAAAAAAAGCAAAAACGUGUUUAAAGAAACGCGCGACGAAAA
Cephus cinctus (wheat stem sawfly) is the source of this 4357-nucleotide messenger RNA. It is a transcript of the gene AGO1, whose product is annotated as protein argonaute-2. Bases 638 to 3424 code for a protein of 928 amino acids. Gene Ontology annotation, molecular function: protein binding; RNA binding. Lineage: Eukaryota; Metazoa; Arthropoda; Insecta; Hymenoptera; Cephidae. The record is from RefSeq and is a predicted model, not a curated record. The transcript has 13 exons.